This is a messenger RNA of Epinephelus lanceolatus (giant grouper), 1415 nucleotides long. It is a transcript of the gene ccna1, whose product is annotated as cyclin A1. The record is from RefSeq and is a predicted model, not a curated record. NCBI's taxonomy places the organism in Eukaryota, Metazoa, Chordata, Actinopteri, Perciformes, Serranidae.
AUGAACUUCAGCACAAAUGCCCAUUGCGGCAGUCACACUAGCAAAGAAAACAUUCCACCUUCAAGCAAAACGGAUGCAUCGCAGGUCCAGAGAGCCAAGCAGCGGACAGUCCUCGGUGUGUUGUCGGACAAUGAGCAACGUGGUCGAUCCUUCAGCCAGGGGGGCCAUUUUUCCAAACACAGUUCGAUCUCCGACAGCUCCCAGCUCACCUUCCUCGGCCAUCCGUCCAGUUCCAGCUUCGAUGUUUAUGUCGAAGAAGCUUGUGAAGUUGUUCUUGCAGCUUCUGGUCAAGAGGUGGUCUCGGACAGCUAUUACUUAGAUGCAGAAACUGAUGCAAUGCAAAAUGAAGAUUUGAGACUCCUGCUGGACCUGAGUACAAGUUCGUGCCAGGAUGUUUCUAUGCAGUCUGACACAGACAAAUCCCUGAUGUCAGAGGAGGUGCUGCGUGUUUCCGAGUAUACACAGGACAUUCACCUGCACUUGAGGGAGAGUGAAAUGAGGUCCAGGCCAAAGCCAGGCUACUUAGAGAAACAUCCAGAGAUCACCAACGGCAUGAGGGUUAUCCUGGUAGACUGGAUGGUGGAAGUCGUCCAGGAAUACAAGCUUCGUACUGAAACUCUGCACCUUGCCGUCAACUAUUUGGACCGCUUUCUUUCCUCCAUAGCGUAUUUAAAACGGAGCAAGCUGCAGCUGGCUGGCACAGCUGCAUUAUUGAUCGCGUCAAAAUAUGAGGAGAUCUUCCCUCCCGAGCUGAACGAGUUUGUGUACACCACAGACAGCACCUACACCAAGGAGCAGUUGGUCCACAUGGAGCACAUGUUCCUAAAAGUGCUCUCUUUCAAAGUGGCAGCCCCCACCAUAAACCAGUUCCUUCGCCUUUUCAUGUCCAUCCACUCUGUCUGUGCCAACACUGAGAACCUUGCCCUGUAUGUGGCAGAGUUAAGCCUGCUGGAAAUCGAUCCAUUCCUGCAGUACACCCCAUCUAUAGUGGCAGCUGGAGCCUACUGCCUCGCCGCCUACACUGUGAACAAAUCUCUCUGGCCAGAUUCCUUACAAGCCUUGACUGGUUACACCACGGCUGAGAUUGUCCCCUGCCUGACUGACCUCCACAAGCUAUACAUCAGUGCAGAAAGUCACCCGCAACAGGCCGUCAGGGAUAAGUAUAAGAGUUCAAAGUAUUGUCGUGUGUCAUUGAUCACUGCACCUGCUGUUCUGCCUUUGCCAUGAAUAACUGCCCCACCCGUCUUCCGAUGCUUCUGCCAGAAUCUAAUUAGACUGUGAACAAAACAAACACACCUGAUUCUACUGCCAAUCCCACAUGUGCUUCGCUCCUCUGGACCCCUAAUAACUUUGAGAUUUUUUAAUAUAGUUUAUGCAAAUACAAUAAACCAUUUUUAAUAAAGCCUACAUCGUGA